GACGAGACCACCGCGAAACUACUGAAAUGACGAAAUAAACUAGGGGAAGUACUGUUGUCGACGUAUUUUUCGUGGAAAUCUCUGUCACAGCGGUAGAGAGUGAACUUCCUGUCUACCAGAUACAUAUAUAGAACUGCUUCGAACUGCUGAACCUAAACUUGCCUAAGCACAGGCACCAAUACUUGUGUUCGUGAUGGCUGAAGGUAUGCCUUAUUUCAAACCUCAAAAGACUCCAGUUGAAAGCUCUGAAGAAAGCUUGAAGGAUAUCGAGUCUCAAGCAUGCCUACUUUUCGAGGAGUUUCUUAGACUUCCACAGACAGCAAAUUACAGACUGGGAUCUAACCGUGCAAUGACUGAGGUUUCAGACUCUCCUGUCAUCUCCGAUGAAAAAAUGUUUAAACGAGGUGCUAUUGAGAGUGAUGAAGCAGAACAAGAUGAUGUAGUACCUGACUGUGAAGUUCGUGCAAAAAGUUUCCAUAUGGUACCAUCACCUCCAGCCCCAGGAGCAGUGCGGCAACCCCAAGAUCCACAAAUGGCAAAACUCGCUCAGCAGAUGCAAAAAGCGGGAGAUGCUCUUUAUGAGCGAUAUGGAGACCGAGUAGAUGGGGUUCAGUCACACCUGGUUCAAUACGUUCUUGAUAAUGCUGCUACCCUGACGUAUGAGAGGUUAAGUAGAGAAGUUGAUAACAUGGUUGGGCAGGACAGAAACUGGUCAAACUUUGUAAUGGCAAUGAAUGUUGGUAAAAGAGUGUGCUUGGAGACAUCAAAAGUUUGUAGUGCGGUGACAAGCUACUUUCAGCGUUACGUUAGUCACUCAUACAGCCAAGCCAUGCAACAGGCUGGAGGAGUUGCUCCAUUUGUGAAAUCAAAAGGUCACUAGGAAAUGCCAAGCAGCAGUCAAGGUUGUACAGUGUGUGUAAGGUCAAAGAAAAGCUACUCAAAGUGCUCAGCCUAGCUGGAUUUUACAUGUUUGAAAUGGAAUUCCACAAACAAGAUCAAGUGAAUUUGCCAUCUGUCACUUCUGUGUUAUUGACUAUAAAUGAUAAUUAUUCAAAUGCUCAAAGUUGGUUUUAUCAAUAUUAAUGUUACAAGUAUCAUAAAAAGAGAAUUAAUUUUAAGUUAAUCUCCAUGAGAUCAACAAUUUUUUUUCCUUUAAAGUCAGAACCAGGCAAGUCUUAAAGAAGCAACUGAAACCUUGGUUUUUGACAAGCUGUUGCAGCCAUAGCAGUGUGUUUGCUAUUUCUGUCCAGUAAUACAGCACUUGUUUUAGUGAAUUUGCUAAUUUGAUUGUUCAAGUGUAUUUCCCUUGUUCCAGUAGCACCGUGACUUUUGACAUAGGGAACUUGGAAUUGAAUUCUAAACAUAGGUGCAAAUGUUGUGUGUUUUCUUAUCCUUAAAUUAUUGUCAUAUUGUUACUUUGUGUACCUUGUCUUUACAAAUAAACAUCUUUUAUAAAAUUGAGAGAA
Messenger RNA from Orbicella faveolata, 1466 nucleotides. RefSeq lists its product as uncharacterized. The record is from RefSeq and is a predicted model, not a curated record. NCBI's taxonomy places the organism in Eukaryota, Metazoa, Cnidaria, Anthozoa, Scleractinia, Merulinidae. Gene Ontology annotation, biological process: regulation of apoptotic process.